Anguilla rostrata (American eel) is the source of this 1447-nucleotide messenger RNA. It is a transcript of the gene bida, whose product is annotated as BH3 interacting domain death agonist. NCBI's taxonomy places the organism in Eukaryota, Metazoa, Chordata, Actinopteri, Anguilliformes, Anguillidae. Bases 348 to 950 code for a protein of 200 amino acids. The record is from RefSeq and is a predicted model, not a curated record. Gene Ontology annotation, biological process: apoptotic mitochondrial changes; positive regulation of intrinsic apoptotic signaling pathway; positive regulation of release of cytochrome c from mitochondria. The transcript is spliced from 4 exons. Gene Ontology annotation, cellular component: cytosol; cytoplasm; mitochondrion.
UGUCAUUCGAGUGUCACUAGCCCGGAGGCCCAUAUUCAGAUAGACAAGCAUGCUCAAAACUUCCCCGCGCGAAGUGAAAGUUGGUGGCUCCCUAUGAACUGUAUGUGGUGCGUACACUACGCUUCGUCUGUGUAUUUAGUCUGUGGUCUGUACCGUUGUUUGCUGCACUGUCUUUUGCAAAGGGCACGAGUGUCUGAAACGAUGUAAGGAGAAACCACAACACCCUUAAUUUUCUAACUGUGGACAAAGGGACAGUAGCCAUCAAAUCGGUCACGUAGAUUUUACCUCUUCGCAGGGUGGACUGGUUGCGAAAGAAGUGACCGCGAUCCUGAGAAGUUGAGCCAGCUAUGGAGACUGGGGGUGUGGAACUGGACCGCAUCACUCCACUUGUCUUCCUGUCCUUCCUGCAGCAGGAUUGUAAGAAUGACGAGCUCACUAAACAGUUGGAUACCUUGGGACAGGAGUUGAAACUGACCAGGAGGGACAUGAACUGCAAUGGCUUCGACCAAGACGCCGAAGAGGAUGGGGAGCUGCAGACAGACGGGCACUUCUUCUGCAAACCCAGAGACCUGGUCGCACACCUGGAGCCCAGUGUCGAGGUGGCCCGGCCAGUGAACCCUGCCAAUGAGGCGGUCCUGAGGAACGUGGCGGCAGAGCUGAUCGAGAUAGCGGACCAGAUGGAGAACAGGGUGGUCUCCCGUGCUGCUGAUAACCUCAUGCGCAAGCUGCAGAGCUCUCCCCCGCAGGACUGGAAGAGGCACCUGUCAGCGGAGGUGCAGUCGGUGCUGGGGCAGGGCCUGGGGUCCGGGCUGGAGCAGCUGCCCCAGGAGCGCGUGGUGCUGGCCCUCACCAUGAUGCUGGUGAAGGGGGUGUGCGAGCGCGUCCCCCGCCUGCUCCAGGAGCUCUUCAGCACCGCCCUGCAGUACAUGGGCUCCGCCCUGUCCAGGUGACUCGCGCAGGUGCACUCACCUCUGUGCCUCUGUAUCAGCGAGCUACAAAAUGGAGUCCUGUGUGGCAUUACGUUUCAGUCUGAUGGAUUCGCUUUGAAGCAUACAGAAAAUGUGGUGUUCCACAAGGCAAUUGACUGCUCAACAGCAAUUUUUGUAUUAAAAACAAGGCAAAAGAUUGGCACAAACAAUUCUGUAAGGGAUGAGUAUUUGCUCUGUUAUUGCUUCCAACUGCCCAAACAUCUCUUUUGCAGGUCACUGAGUGUGUGCAUUCUUUGUAUGCCUGUUGUAUUUUUAUUUUUAGCAACACUGAGCAUUUACUUUGUGAGAAGACUUUAGAAACCUUGCCACUGCUUAACUGCCAAUCUGAGUGAACUAUUUAGAUUUUUAUAUCAGACUGAAAUUUUCAUUCUUAACUAAAGAUUUGUACUUUCCAGCUAGUGUUACAGUAGGAGCUCUUUUAGCUCUUUGUUUUCAUAUGAUAAACUAUUGUAAAAAGU